Molecule: messenger RNA, 5310 nt
Organism: Blepharisma stoltei
Lineage: Eukaryota; Ciliophora; Heterotrichea; Heterotrichida; Blepharismidae
Source: the annotation of a GenBank genome assembly
AUGUCAUUUUUUCUGCUAUUAUUUUUCGAUCAAGUUUUCUCAUUCAAUAUCGGCUUCUACAACUUACUCCCCUACUCUCACACUACAGAAGACUGUAUUGCUCUCGAUAUUUGACAAAAGAUUUCUACUCAGCUAGGCAUUUCAUACACUAUUAUUAACUUAGCAAACGAAACCCAAGGAAUUGAUUGUGUAAACUCAGGGUCUUGUGAUGCCUGCAUCACAGGAAUUGAUAGCCAACUUACUUUAAGCUACCCUUUAUUUUAUGUAAAAUCCAUCUAGGACCGCGGCUUAUUAGUAACAGUAGAUAAAAGACCAGGAUAUGUCAGUAAAUUUCUAGGGUGACCUGGAAAAAAAGUUCACGGGAGUUUUUUCCUGUAUGGUUUUGCACCAUUAAAAUGACGGUAAAAUUUCCUGGACUUUUUUUUCAUGGAAAAAAGUACAAUUGGAAGGCAAAAACCCAUAGGGUAAAAAAGUUAACGGUUUUUUUUCACCAUCAAACUAUAGGAAAAAGUACAUGGCUGAGACAAAUAUAUUAAUAGAAAUGAAUCCUAAUAAAUUGAGAAAGCAUUGAAUAAAUUAAGAUAAGAGUGCGCAUUGUUAUCAGCUUACUAUAUUAUAAUAAUUUAUAUAAAAGGAAUAAAAGAACUUCUUAGUGCAUUAUAUCCUAUGGUUUUUGUUAAUUUGAUUUUUGAAAUAGGGUGAAAAAAACUCCCAUUAAAAUUUUCUACAUAUUGUAUUAGAAUGGAUACAUUGCUCAGAAUUAUUAAUCAUAAAUAUUUAAUUAUUAAGCAAUAAAGGUCAUUCUAAUAACAAAGUUAAUGGCUCAAAGACAUUAAAGAAACACAGCAAAAUAGUGUUAUCAAAAAUAAUCUUAAAAACUGUAUAAAAAAAGUUCAUAGUAAAAAAGUGUAGGAAAAAAGUAAAUUGUACUUUUUUCCUCCAAAUUUUUGGUGAAAUAAAGUACAAGUAUAAAAAAUGCAUUUUCCUAGUUUUUUUUUAAAAUAACCUGGAAAAAUAGUAAAAAUUCAAAAAUAUACGAUAGUGCAUUGACAGAGGUUUACUGCAUAUAUAUUUUAAUAAUAAAUAUUAAAUCUAAAUGACUGACACUAUUACUACUAUUGCCCGAGCACAGGGAAUUCCAAUUAGAGCUUCUUCUGGUGAAAUUAUAACUGAUCAAUUAAUUGAAUUUGCAAUUCAUAAUGCAGUUAUUAUUGAAUCAAUAUGCUUAAGAUUUCGUUUGAGUUUAUUGCAAGUUUCAAUUUUAAUAUAUGAGUACAAAAAGCUUAAAGAAGAGCAAGCUAACCAAAUUUCACAGAGUGAGGAUCAUGCCUAUCAUGAAAAUGCUAUAAACGUGCAGGUAAACAAUGAUGCGGAAAUUUCUGAACUUUUAUAGCUUAUAGAUCCUUAUGGAUUCUUAGUGUAAAAUAAUAUCAUUUCUUGUUUAGAAUAAUUCUCUUAUUCUAUUUUAUCAAGGAGCAUGCUAUUAAAAAAUAUUUAAAGCUUACAAUGUUAAAUGAACACUCACUCUAUACCCGCGCUAAUUGAAAAAAGUUCAAACGACUCUGAAAGUUGUGAAGACAAUGCAAUGGGAGAUAUAAUAGAAGAGGUUAUUGAAAUAAAUAAAAAACUAGCAGAUAUAUCUAUUAAAAGUCCAACAAUGGAGCAAGAAAUGCCACAAAGAAUAAUUGCUGAAAAUCCAUUCGCUCCCAUUCGCAAAGGAAAUCAUAAAUGCUAAUAUAGUUAGCAAAUUUACAAAGGGUAAUAAAUAUCAAUUUGAAAGUGUAAAAGAGUUUCAAGCAUUUAUUAAACAAAAAACCUUAGAAUUUGAUAAAGCUAAAAUAAAUGUUUUUAGCUCUAAUUCUCAAAGACAGACUAUUGUUUUUUAUUUGUUAUUUUUCUAGUAGUCAUGCUAAUGCAUUGUUUCCAUCGAUUACCCCAUCAGAAAAUUGCAAAUUUAAAAUGAAAUGAAAAUAUGAUAGCAAUAAUGCAAAUUCUUAUAGCUUUGAAUGCAUAGAUAUUUAUGGAGAGCAUAACCAUAGAGCUAUACCUGAAACUGAAUCACAGAGUUUAAUAGAGUGUGAAAUAUUAUCAGAGGAGAUAAGAAAUGAAGCCAUAAAAUACUAUUAUGAAGGAUUCACAGUUAAACAAAUACAAUUGAUGGUAAAUACGAAUAAUAGAACUAAAAUAUCAAAGAGUAAAAUCGAAAAUUUAACAAGCUAUUAUGCUAAGAAAAAUUUUAAAGAAUUUACCUUUGAAUCUUUAGUAGAAAGCAAGCUUAGAAAUGAAAAUUCUAUCAUUAAUUAUGAUAGAUUAUCAGGAAGAUUUUUUAUUUUCAGAUACAAAGAGAAUCAAUAUGUGGAAUCAAUUAAAGGAUGUAAUCCUAGUAGACAGCACUUAUAAAGUCCAUAUUGAUUUUAAAUGUGCAGUGUUUAUAUUAACUGUUGACUCUAAUGGAUCUAAUUAUGUUUUAGCAAUGGCUUUAUGCCAAAAAGAGACUAAAUCUGAUUAUAUUUGGAUCUUUUCAAAUUUUAUAAUGCACUUUCAGCGCCCAAAAGUUGUUUUUGCAGAUAGAAACAAUGCUCAAUAUAAAGCUCUUUCAAAAUUAUUUACUACUUCAAAGGUGAUUUUUUGUUUAUGACAUUUACAAAGAAAUGUAAUUUGCUACUUAAACCAGUUUAAUAUCAAUUGGGAAGAGUUUAAGAAUAAUUGAUGAAAUUUAUAUUAUUCUAAAAAUGAUAAAGAUUUUAGUAAGAAAUGAAGGUCAUUGCUGCUUGAAUAUCCUCAAUUAAAAAAUUGUAAUGCAUUCUUAGAGCUGGAAAAAAUUAAAAUCAAAUUGGGUACGAUAUGAUUGUCUUAAAUUUCCAACUUUUGGCAUCAAGACGACUUCGAGAAUUGAAAGUUUCAAUUCGCUAAUUAAAAGAUCUAUUCGAGCUAUAAAAAGGAAUAAAGAUUCUAGGAUCCUAACUGUUUUUGAUAAUAUUUCAAAUGAAGAACAUGAAUCUUUUCAAAGGAAAAUAUAUGUGUUCAAAAAGGGGAAAUUGCUACGUUCUUACCAAGAAAACUUUUCUCGCAAGUGACAAAAUUGCUAUACUCGCUAUAGUAUAUUUUAUUUUUCAAAAAGAAGUAAAUAAAGUAGAUAGUUGUUCUGUUGGAGGUGUUGGCAAAUCUAAUAACAUCUACUCGGUAGUUGAUAACAGCACAUAUGAUAGAAUUAUGCAUAAAGUUAAUAGAAAGAAUAUGGAUUGCUCUUGCUGCAAAAUAACACGCUAUGGGAUUCCUUGCUGCCAUAUACUCUUUAUUUAUGAAUUUGUGGGAGAAGAUUUAUUAGAUCUUAUUAUUUCAACUACAUCAAAAAGGUGGCUACUUCCAGAAUAUGCUGAACUUUCUAAGGAAGAAAUUAAAAAAAUAUGGAUCUCUCCUGAUUUAAAGCGUAAUCAAAAUGAAGCUAAUGGAAGCAAUAUAAAGUUAAAAAAAUUUAAUAAUUAGCUAUAAUUAUUUGCUAGUAAAAUAUAAUAGACUAAGCCUUUGCCGUAUAUUUUUGAAUUUUUACUAUUUUUCCAGGUUAUUUUAAAAAAACCUAGGAAAAUGCAUUUUUUAUACUUGUACUUUAUUUCACCAAAAAUUUGGAGGAAAAAAGUACAAUUUACUUUUUUCCUACACUUUUUUACUAUGAACUUUUUUUUAUACAGUUUUUAAGAUUAUUUUUUUGAUAACACUAUUUUGCUGUGUUUCUUUAAUGUCUUUGAGCCAUUAACUUUGUUAUUAGAAUGACCUUUAUUGCUUAAUAAUUAAAUAUUUAUGAUUAAUAAUUCUGAGCAAUGUAUCCAUUCUAAUACAAUAUGUAGAAAAUUUUAAUGGGAGUUUUUUCACCCUAUUUCAAAAAUCAAAUUAACAAAAACCAUAGGAUAUAAUGCACUAAGAAGUUCUUUUAUUCCUUUUAUAUAAAUUAUUAUAAUAUAGUAAGCUGAUAACAAUGCGCACUCUUAUCUUAAUUUAUUCAAUGCUUUCUCAAUUUAUUAGGAUUCAUUUCUAUUAAUAUAUUUGUCUCAGCCAUGUACUUUUUUCCUAUAGUUUGAUGGUGAAAAAAAACCGUUAACUUUUUUACCCUAUGGGUUUUUGCCUUCCAAUUGUACUUUUUUCCAUGAAAAAAAAGUCCAGGAAAUUUUACCGUCAUUUUAAUGGUGCAAAACCAUACAGGAAAAAACUCCCGUGAACUUUUUUUCCAGGUCACCCAAAUUUCUAUGACAAUUUUUGAUUUUAAUUGUGUCGAUAUGGCUGCCUCUACUAAUUAUCGUCUCUCAUAUCAUUUAUUUUGUGGAAACCCGAAUUUUAUACCCAAAUAAUUACCCUUUAGCAAUUUUAAACGCAAUAUGACUAAUGGUCACUUUUUCAACUAUCAAAAAACCUUACGCAAAAAUAUGAGCCUUGAUCUCAGGAAUUUUUUUGCUUUUUGUAAUGAUGCUUAUUAUCGCUGACUUGUCGUCUUCAAUAGCAAAUGCAAAUCUCUACGGGUCAAUUUCAACGGAAAAUAUAAUGGACAUGGACCUAUGUGCACAAUAUUGAACAAAUUUUAAUACAGAUGCGAGCCAUGACACAUUAAAAAAUUGUUUAAACGACUUAAAGGAUGAGGAUUAUGAUGGGGUGUUAGCAGGAAGGCUUGAAUUGAGCUAUUUUGUAAAGCAGCAUGAUUCAUGAAAUGAUGACAGCAGCUUAAUUUUGCAUGACACUAUAAGUAAUGAAAUAUUUUUCCAUUUAGGAUUUUCUUCAAAAAAUACAGAGCUUUUGACAGAAAUAAAUAAAAUAUUGCAAGAUUUGUGGACGAAUAAAGUCAUUUUUCAGAUCACACAGAAAUAUUAUGAAAAUUUAAGCAUCAAUUAUAGAGAAAAAUAUACGGUAAUUUUUAGGAUUGCGCCGCUGGUGCUGGCAGGGUUGACGAUUAUUAUAGUGUUUAUUGGAGCAUUGCUGGUGAUUGGGCUUGUAAAAAUUAUAAAAAAUAAAAAAGAAGUAAAUCAAAAAGAGAUUGAGGAUGGAGCCAAUAGCUCAAGAGCUUUACUCUCAGCAAGAGAACAUGGAAAUACGCUUUCUCUUGAGCGAUCAAACCUAAGAGCCCAACAAGGAGCUGGAAGGCCUGAAGGGGAAUGAGUAAACAAAGCCGUUAACAUCGAAGACGAAAAUGCUCACAAAAUCAAAAAUAUCCAAGACUACGAAAACGAGCUCUCCGCUGUGCCCCCAGCCAGACCUUCCCUUGUUGCAAGUGACAGCUUAGCUUCUCUAUUCAAACCUGAGAAAUCUAAGACUAAUAAAGACUAA